GAAAAUUACAUUCCCAGACACAACCUAAUUACUCUCUUGCUUGUCCAGAGCAGCUCUUCCAGGAGUAGGACGAAAAACCCAUACUAAUUAUUUAAGAACAGUUCUAUCCAUUUCAGAGCAGCUCGUCACUGCAAUCUCCAUUUCAACCUACAUACCACGCGGACUACGGAUACCUCCAUGAAAAAUUCUCCGUAGCCCAAUUCUCAAUACCCCAACUUCCCCUUUCGUCUCUCGGGUUUACAGCGCAUUACGCCAUUACAGGGUUUCUGCAACGUCCUGUUACGUCCAUGGCGUCUCACACGAUCUCGGCACUCUCGGCGUCACCAUCGGCCUCUUCACCAUCCUGUUGCAGAAAAGCCUACGACCCCUCUCUGCGUCUUCAAUUCCCGCUCAAACCCAACUAUCUGUUGAGCUCUUUGUUAGGGCUUAAGCUCUCGAUUCUGCCCUCGGGCGGCUCACGGCGUUUUGCCUCGAAGACUCGUCACCCCACGGUCGCUACCGUCUUGCUUAGCCUUCCCACCGCGAAACCGGAUCGGGCUGCUUCUGAGAAAAUCCCUAAAUGGUCGGCGAGGGCCAUAAAGUCGUUCGCUUUGGCAGAGCUGGAAGCAAGGAAGCUGAAGUACCCAAAUACUGGAACCGAGGCUCUUCUAAUGGGGAUAUUGAUCGAGGGUACAAGUGAAGCUGCAAAAUUUUUGAGGGCUAAUGGAAUCACACUUUUCAAGGUGCGAGAAGAAACCAUAAAGUUACUUGGAAAAUCUGACUUGUAUUUCUUCAGUCCCGAGCAUCCCCCAUUGACUGAACCAGCCCAGAGGGCUCUUGAUUGGGCUGUUGAUGAGAAAUUGAAAUCCGGUGAAAGUGGGGAAAUAACCACUAUACAUUUGCUUCUUGGGAUAUGGUCAGAAGAUGAAUCUGCUGGCUACAAGAUAAUGGCUGCUUUUGGAUUUGACGAUGAGAAAGCUAAAGAGCUUGCAAAAUACGUGAGUUCCAAGCUUAUAUUACCUACUGACUGUCCUUACUGCUAUAGCUAAUGCCUUUCUUAAUCUCUCUAGAUUAACAAGGAGGUUUCGCCAUGAAGAGAGAAUUUAAAGUUUUUCUCGGAAUGCUAGUUGCAUCUUGUUCUGAAACACUAUCUGGAUGGCUUCCAAGGCUUGCCACUUCAUUCAUGUUGGAGCAAGAUAAUUGCCGAGGGAUUUGUUUUGCAGCAGGUAGGUUGGAGUGUACAAACGAAUGCUUCUUGACCCAGCUAUUGGCACAGUAAAAUUGUAUUUCUUUUACAAGGCAUUACAUGGAAUUAAAAUUUCCAAGUCGGUCUCAUCUAUGUAAUGUAUUUUCUUACGAUUUGUUUUUCUUCUCUCUCCAUAUUUUUAUACACCUUAGUGUUCAACACUGUUCAAAUAUUGCUUUGAUCCAUGUUAAUUUUGGAUACAAAGACCACUGAUGUCACUGAAAAGUUUUUGGAAAUUGUGAAAAUGCCUGUGAUUGGGAGAAAA
Molecule: messenger RNA, 1490 nt
Organism: Malania oleifera
Lineage: Eukaryota; Viridiplantae; Streptophyta; Magnoliopsida; Santalales; Ximeniaceae
Product: ATP-dependent Clp protease ATP-binding subunit CLPT1, chloroplastic-like
Exons: 5
Coding region: 288-1028 (246 amino acids)
Source: RefSeq, a predicted model, not a curated record